UUCGCAAAUUUUGCUUUACGGCAAAUUUGAAUUUUUUUGCAUAAAUAAAAAGGAACAUCCGAAUUAGUCUAGAACAGUUAUUUUCAUUUGCACAAAAAGCAUACAUAAAUUGGACAGACCAAGUACAAACGCGUUUUGUUUAGUUUCUCGGUUUAACUUCGAAUGCAGAUACCCACAUUUUAAAUCAGUACGGCAGUGUAAUUAUAUGCUGAAAUCAAAACGUAAAAGUAAUUAACCCCAAGUUGAAGCUAAAUAAAUUAAUCGAAUUGUUCGUAAAAACGCGAUAAGUAAAGGAGGUUAUGAACAAAAGUUUUGAAAAUUUAAUGCAAAGCACUGGCAGCGGCGGUGGAGGCGACAUGUCCUCCGAACGGCAAUCGUCAGAGGAUGUACAUGAAUCGACUGCUGAAGAUCCUGCCUUGGAUGCUGGGAAUGAUUAUAAUGAUGACAACAAUUUUGAGUCUAAUUUGCGGAGGCGCAAAGGAAAAAUUAUAUCCUGUGCAAAGGAAACAAUUGAAAAUGCUUCCCGCCAAUUACGUCGGAAAUUGCCUUAUGCUGGGCACUUAAUGACUCCGCGCCGCCUGUGGUUAAAUAAAAUACCUACACAAUGUGAUGUUGUUAUUGAAUUUCCGGAAGAUGCGCCUGUUGAAUCCUUUCGUUGGCUUUUGGCACGAUUGCGUUCUCCACCGCCCUCGGGGCUUGGUUUGGUCGUACAAGUGAAGGCUCAUGACAGUACACGUCGGAAUGCCUUCUACAUCAGUGCACCCACGAAUGUUUUAUUCAAAGCCGCAGAAGAAGCACGCCUACCGAAACGAUUGCGUCCUGACCUAGGAGGUGCCUUACGUGAAUUCACGACACGCGAAAGCCAUUGUUUUCAACAGUUAAAAACCGAAGACGGAAGUAAUGCCCUGUUCACCUCACAAGAGCGACAAUGGCUCGUCCUGCAGGUGUUACAAGGCCUCCGCGCUGGUCAAACAGACAUUGAAGCGUUACAAGGACGGUCAACCGUAGCCGAAGGACAGAGCAUCGUGGCUGCUUGGCAAGAAACCGGCCUGAUUGUGCAGAUGUUCCCGCUACACGAAACAAGAUCCUUGGCCCUGCUGCAAAGCAGUUGGGUGAGGCAGAUUUUUGCUCCGCAACCGCUUGAUGACAUUGCAGAAUACUUUGGUGUGAAAGUGGCCCUGUACUUUGCUUGGUUGGGACAUUACACGUUCGCCUUAGGACUUCCAGCUGUUUUUGGAACGAUAUUAUAUGCAGCAUUGUGGGCUAAAGGACAAACAGCGCAAGAUAUGGGACAUGUCUUUUUCUCUCUCUUCAAUGUAGCAUGGGCUUCGUUGUAUUUGGAAGCGUGGAAACGAUACUCCGUCGAACUAGCCUUUCGUUGGGGUACGUUGUCGACGCCACCUGAAUUACUUGAACCUCCUAGACCACUUUAUAAGGGUACUUUAAUGGAAAAUAAUGUAACUGGGCGUGUGGAACCAAAGGAGGCGCCGGCGUGGAAGCGACGUACUUUUCGUUAUCUUGUCAGUUUUCCUGUCAUUGGGAUGUGUUUGACUCUGGUUUUUGUUGUUAUGUUCCUGAUGCUACGUUUCCAGGAUUGGUGGGACUCUAAGCUACCGGAAGAAAGCGUACUCUGCUGCUUGAGCGUAAUCCCAAAGGUUUUAUUGGCUGGUGCUAUAACGCUAAUGGACGAGGCAUAUUAUAAAUUGGCCGUUUGGCUGAAUGAUCACGAGAAUUACCGACUCCAGUCUAAAUACGAAAACCAUCUUAUAGCAAAAGUUGCACUUUUCCAGUUCGUAAAUUCAUUUUUAUCAUUAUUCUAUAUUGCCUUCUACUUACGGGAUGAAGAUAAACUAAAAGAGCAAUUGGCAGGUUUGCUAAUUUCACGACAAAUUAUUGGAAACGUUCGGGAGUCGGCAAUACCUUAUUUCAUUGAGCAGUGGAAACUAGCCAAAUUGAGCUUUAGUAUGUGGGGCGCAUUAAGCCCUACACUAGAUACCGAUCGCUCCGUACUGGACUCCGGUGUUUCGAAAACAACAACGACUAUCGAAUCAGCAACAGUAGAAAAAUUCAAAGGAGAUACACCACAACAGACACCUGCCAAACAUGAAGCAAGCAGCUCACGUCUGGAGCCGACUAUAUCACGGCCAGCUUCAUCGAGUAAACGGAAUAUAGGGCAAGCAGAAAUUGAAAGCACUCUUUACAAGUAUGAUGGAACAUUUUCUGAUCACUUGGAGAUGCUUGUGCAGAUGGGUUACGUGGUACUUUUUUCAGCCGCGUUUCCACUUGCUGGCAUAUGUGCUCUCAUUAAUAACUUAAUGGAGAUACGUUCAGACGCUUUCAAGUUGGCUCAUGUGCAUCAGCGACCCUUCGGGCAGCGAGUGGCCAACAUUGGAACAUGGCAAAAUGCAUUUAGCAUUCUCUCGCUGGCGGCUGUUAUAGUGAAUUGUGCGUUGAUUGGAUUAUCGGGUCAAAUAUCACGUCUGUGGCCAGGUCUCACAACCGCCCAAACAAUAAUCUUAAUUGUCACACUGGAGCAUAUUAUGUUGGCCUUGCGCUCGGCGUUGACAUGGCUGCUACCAGAAUUACCAUCUUGGUUGGCGGCGGAAAUUGCUCGCGCUGAACAUUGUCGCAGAGAGAUGCAAUGCAAGGGAACUUCGCCGCGGCCUACGCCACCCACACCGCCAUCGACUACUUCCACUCAGCCGGACCAAGAGGUUCUGAACCUUGAGUGUGCUACAACUAACGACCAAUCGAUGGAAAGUCAAAUGGCUGAGGAUAUUUUAUAUCAAGAACAGUUCCGACAAACAACCAACUAUUCCCAAAUAAGUGAAAUCACCAAUUUCGGUCUACAACGCAAUAUUGAAGCUGAUGUCAACAUAUUCGAGAACCGGGAUUCUUCACCUGAUUCGCCACCAUCACAAACGAGCACCAUAUUGAUAAGACCUUUACAUGAAUCUACGCCGCCUAACAGUGGAUCGUCAGUGACGAGCUUAAUUCAAGACACCGGCCAUGGACACGGCGGAGCUUCUUUGAGCAGUGCAAGUACCCUGGCAUUAAGUGCUAUUCGUCAGCCCAUGCAGAUUCCAGAAAUACCGCCAUUCCGGAAAAAAUCAAGCGAUUCCGCUGAGCAUACUGGUAGCAGUGCUAGCAGUAGUCCGCAAUGCUCCAGGCAGCCGCUUAUUUCAACACCUCCACCCAUUUUACAGCAUCAACCUACAAAAAUACCGGAAAUACCACCUUAUAAGCAACGCAAAAUCUCGGCUGAAAGCGCCACACAUUUACAUAUGAGCGAGUUACAAGGUAAUACAGUAGACGCCACGGAUAUUUUAAAGCUCGCACCGUCUUGGAGCAAUGUGGCAAUAAAGUCCCCAACACAACACCGAAUAGUUGUCUCUUCGUCUUCCUCAUCUGCUGGAGGCGGUAGUGCAUGUAGUGCUAGUGGUAUGGUAGGAAACGUUGGUAUUUCCGGUCGUGCUUUUGACGGUGGACGACCCAGAGUGAGUGGCAUUACUACAACGUCGACCUCAUCAAAAAAAAAUANAUUUAAAAAAAGGAAUUCCGGUUUAGGUUUUGUUAGACCACCAUUUGAAAUUUGGUCUAUCCAUGAGUUACAAGGUAAUACAGUAGACGCCACGGAUAUUUUAAAGCUCGCACCGUCUUGGAGCAAUGUGGCAAUAAAGUCCCCAACACAACACCGAAUAGUUGUCUCUUCGUCUUCCUCAUCUGCUGGAGGCGGUAGUGCAUGUAGUGCUAGUGGUAUGGUAGGAAACGUUGGUAUUUCCGGUCGUGCUUUUGACGGUGGACGACCCAGAGUGAGUGGCAUUACUACAACGUCGACCUCAUCAAAAAAAAAUAUCGAUAAUGCGAAAGAUUCGGCAUCAGCGGAUGCGGGUGCAGGCACGGCUAGAAGCGGCGGCACGGCCACAGUAAGCACAGAUGACGAAGCCAAAGCAGCCGAGCUUGCAGCCAAAAAGUCGCGUUUAAAGCAGAAGCUUGUGAAAAGCGCAAGGUCGGUUGGCAUCUUCUCAUUGAAACUAAAAGAACGACGACAGCGGGAAGCGGAGAAGGCAGCAAAUAUUGCCAUCGAACACGCUAAGGCUUUGGCUAAGUUACCGCCCAUGCCGCAACCCGGUGGUGAGCUCUCUCUAAUACCCAUUGAACAACUUAUACAAAUUGAUGACAUAAAACCGGCAAGCAAAACCCAACCCACCACUUCGUCGACAGAGACGGCGUCGGCGCCAACAUCCUCGUCUGUUGCUGAGACAUCAUCAGAAGUGAUGACAGCAUCAUCAUCCGCAUUGGCUGCGGCGAUGCAACAAUUCCAAAGUUCGGGAAACUGUUGAGUGCACACAUGUUACGUACGAAAUUUGGAAACGAACUCUCUCCUACAUGGAUAUUAAGUGCAUAGACCCUUUCAGACACGUCAAGUCUUGAAAGCAAUUUUUUUCGCAUUCUUUUUUGUGUAUUCUAUUUGCUUCCAGACGCGUCAACUUUUAUUGAUUUCAAGUUCUUGGUUCUUUAAAUGGAAAGUAACGAAAAGAUCCAAAUAGACAAGAAAACUUGAAACGAAUUGACGGUACCGUGGUAUCUGUACUCUUCCCCUCUUUUCUCACCUCCUUCGCUUGUGAACGAGCAGACUUGAAAGCAAGACUUGACGUGUCUGAAAGCUGACAUACGAUACAAUUUUAGCAUGCAUACAUAUAUACCUACAUAUAACUGUAAAUAUCUAAGGUACGAGUCUUAAAAUUUUUUUUAAGUUUUCAUGAGAAACACUACUGAUUAUUUACAAAUAAAUAUGUAUUGAUGACUACAUGCAUACAUUGUAUGUAUAAUAAUAAUUAGGGCAACCAAAAAUAUGCCGUAAAAACAUGAUUUUAAGCGCUUAAAACACACACGAUAAAAUAAGAAAUAUGCAUAAAUAUGCACGAAUAAUAUCAAAAAC
Messenger RNA from Rhagoletis zephyria (snowberry fruit fly), 4942 nucleotides. RefSeq names its product anoctamin 8 white walker (gene wwk). NCBI's taxonomy places the organism in Eukaryota, Metazoa, Arthropoda, Insecta, Diptera, Tephritidae. Gene Ontology annotation, cellular component: plasma membrane. The record is from RefSeq and is a predicted model, not a curated record. Gene Ontology annotation, biological process: chloride transmembrane transport. Gene Ontology annotation, molecular function: chloride channel activity.